Messenger RNA from Hippopotamus amphibius kiboko, 890 nucleotides. RefSeq names its product CD247 molecule (gene CD247). The record is from RefSeq and is a predicted model, not a curated record. Bases 118 to 618 code for a protein of 166 amino acids. Gene Ontology annotation, cellular component: membrane. Lineage: Eukaryota; Metazoa; Chordata; Mammalia; Artiodactyla; Hippopotamidae. Gene Ontology annotation, molecular function: transmembrane signaling receptor activity. The transcript is spliced from 8 exons. Gene Ontology annotation, biological process: cell surface receptor signaling pathway.
UCCACUUCCUGAGGAGGCAGCAGCAGAACAAAGCCAGCGGAGGCCGCUUUUCUCUUCUUCAUCCAGGCACGGCUGCCUUAGCCUCUGCCUCCCGGCACCAUCCUGGGGAAGGACAAGAUGAAGUGGACGACGCUUGCUCUCGUGGCCAUCCUGCAGGCACAGUUCCCAAUUACAGCGGCACAGAGCUUCGGCCUACUCGAUCCUAAACUCUGCUACCUGUUGGAUGGGUUCCUCUUCAUCUACGGUGUCAUUAUCACUGCCCUGUUCCUGAGAGCGAAGUUCAGCAGGAGUGCGGCGGUCCCCGCCCACCAGCAGGGCCAGAACCAGGUCUACAACGAGCUUAAUCUAGGGCGAAGAGAGGAGUAUGCCGUGUUGGAUAGGAGAGGGGGCCUGGACCCCGAGAUGGGGGGGAAACCGCAGAGGAAGAAGAACCCACACGAAGUCGUGUAUAAUGAGCUGCGAAAAGACAAAAUGGCAGAGGCCUACAGUGAGAUAGGGAUGAAGGGCGAGAACCAGCGGCGAAGAGGCAAGGGACAUGAUGGCCUUUACCAGGGACUCAGCCCGGCCACCAAGGACACCUAUGCUGCGCUCCACAUGCAAGACCUGCCUGCUCGCUAACAGCGCUUGGACUUUCACCACUCACAGGCCAGACCUGCAGACGCCCAGAUUGUUUGAGACACAGGAUGACGUAUCUACAGCCCAGUUCACGCCUAUCUCUCCACCACCCAAGUAGUCCUCUUUACGAAUGGGAUGCUUCAAGUUGUAACAUUCGGUCAUACAUAUCCAACUCCAAACUGUCACACAGAAUUUCUUCCCUGGACGCCGGGAGGGCGUGCGUCCCCCGGGCCCUGUCCUUGAGGCGCCGGCUGUGCGCGCAGCCUGUUCUGGGG